This is a messenger RNA of Cryptococcus wingfieldii CBS 7118, 3111 nucleotides long. RefSeq lists its product as hypothetical. The transcript is spliced from 5 exons. Bases 1 to 3111 code for a protein of 1036 amino acids. Lineage: Eukaryota; Fungi; Basidiomycota; Tremellomycetes; Tremellales; Cryptococcaceae. The record is from RefSeq and is a predicted model, not a curated record.
AUGUCCCCCCUCCAGCCACUCUUCUCCCAGAGCGCCUAUGCAGAGGUGCUCAUAGGGAUAUUCGACUGCUUGACGCUGCGAGAAGUAGUAUCCUUGAUCCGAGUCAACAAAUAUAUCCACCAUGUUUUCACCAAUUCUUCCUCCCUCCAACUCGCACAUACCCAAAGACUCCUCUCCGUCCCACCCUCCGCAUCCGACCAGACAGCCGCCCCGGCCGACAGACUGUCCGCUCUCAAGGAGCGACAACGGCGCAUGGACGAGCUGGACCCUUCGUGCAUAAAGUCUAUCAGAAAGGAGCUGAAUGCCGAUGUGGUUGGAUUCGGGAAUGGCAUGCUGCUGUUCCAUGUUGAAGGAGAGAAUUCGAAGAAGCGCAAGAGGACUCUCGAACAGAUCCAGGAGGAGCACAGGCGGCGGGUCAAGAUAUGGGUUGCCGACGAAGACGAUGACGAAGGGGAUCAUCUUGACUCGCCCGAGCCUCAUGAAAGAUGUCAAGCAGAUAAAUCAUCAGAUUCGGGAUACGACCUCGAAGACGACCCUCACAACCAAUUUGCAGGGGACAGCUGCGCUGGCGAGUCGUCAGACGGGUGGGAUGUUUACCGUGCGCCAGGAGCGGCUUCGGACAGGGACUCGGUAGAUCGUGGCGGGGUAAAGGACCAAGGUUUGUGGCACUGGAAAACGCGCACCACGACCGAGAUCCAAAACCUCCAGCUUUGCGGAGAAGAUAACCUCGUUGCUUUGUUGCAGAAAGGCGCCUACAACUCUUGUCUCUCUGUCCGGAUCACAUUUUGCUCGGCUCUUCCUCCUCUCGGCACCCCCGCCCCCGAGAAAGGCUUCUUGGAUCCCAUCCCCCAUCCUGACGCUGCCCUGCCGUUCAUCGAGCUCUUGUUCCCUGUCCAUUUGGGUGCGUUAGAAACGGAUGUGUUGUUCGGCCCGGGUGGACAAAUGUCAAUUUUGAUCAAUGAACGUGACUCGUUCAAGACAAUCUUUGGAGGUGUUUGGGAUUGGAAAAAGGGCGUCAGUCUUGGUUCCAUACCUAUCGCGGAAAACCAAAAUAUAUCCAUAGUCAGCCCAUGCGGCCCUUUCGCCUUUACUGCCUCUGCUCGCCGUAUUCCGCCCUCUACUUCUCCAGACACGUACGCGAAAGCUAUGGCUGCUCUUCAACUUCCUCCAGCCGCCAUCCCCGACGAGCUUGAAGGCUUCCUACAAUACUCCUUCGAUGCCCACAUCCUCUUCCCUUCCUCCCUCGGCUUCCCAGCGACGCCUGACCCGCCGGACGCGAAUCCUCAUGCGCAGGCGUACCCGAAUAAGAGCUGUAGCUGGUACACUCCUGAUAUACCGCCUGCUUUCCUUGUGGCACAGUUCAACCUGCCGCUUGAGAAACUCAUUCCCUACACUCUGGCUGCCGCCUAUCAGCCCGGAGCGUUUAGCAUCCACGACCUGGACUAUUCCCCUGCCGUCCACAAUUCCGAAUCUCUUGGGAUCUUUACUUGGGGUUUGUGGGGCAAGACGCAUGUUGCCGACUUGUCUGCUCUCCUCGGCGUUGCUACGGAUCUCUCCUUCCGGUUGGCCAUGGCGGAAAUGGUGCACAGGCGGGGAGACGAGAUGGUCCGGCUUCGGGAAUUGUUGCCAAACUCUGCGAGGGACCAGCCGACUGAUAUAGCGGGGAAAGCGUCGAUGGCUCUUGUCUUGAUGAGAUAUGAGAGACGGGUUGCAGAGGAUGGGCGUUGGAGAGAGGUGCAUGCUGAAGAUUCGGAAGCGGGCGACGGAGGCUCCGAGAGCGGGGCGGAAGAUGACUCGGGUGACAAGGCGAGCGACGACAGCGACAGUGACAAGGCGAGCGACGACAGCGACAGCGACAAGGACGAUUCGAAUACCAACUUUAUCGACUCGGUCCUCGGCAAAGAUUUUAUGGCAUCUUUCAAAUCUGCCUGUUCCCGCCGCCUACCCCAACCCACUCCCAACGCUACCACCUCGACCUCCCACCCCACCCCCGACCCUCAUUCGACAGAUAGCCCUUCGUCUCCGGCUUCACCCCCAACAAAGCCUCUGCCAAACUAUCUUCAAGGCGAUGUCACCUCCUUCUUAUCUCUCGCGACCGUGCCCGUACUACCGUAUAACGAGUGGAGCCAGUCCAGCCAUAUGCGCAUGGGCUCUGAAUCGACGCUUGCGAGCGCGUAUGGGUCGAGGGAGGCGAGGCUUGUGCCUGUCCAUCUGUGGGACGAGGAGGAUGAGGAGGAAGACGAACAAGACCGAAAUUCGACGUUUGUGCUGAGCCUGAGCGAUUAUAACGAGAGUACGCUUGCGGAGGGUGUUCGGGCCAAGAGGAGGGUGGCGGGGAGACGGAAGAGGGAGGUGGAAUCGUUCAAGGCGUUGGUGCGCGAUGUGCCGGAUGUCGAUGACGUUAUCGCUGUCGCUUCUCGCAAGACCAAGGUCGACAAGAAACUCUCGGAUAUCCGCAAAAAGCUCGGCAAAAUUGACGCUCGGGUCAAUAUCGAGAGGGAGGAGAUGGAGCGGAUGCUACAUGAGAUACGUGAAAAGGGAGAGGAGGGAGAAGAUGUAGAAGACCCGAGGGCAAGGGCUGCGAUGGAAUCGGUGGAAGCGCAGGCGCAGCGUUUGAUGGGGGUGGCGGAGGAGAGGGAGGAGGUUGCGUGGUUGUUUGAGGAGUUGAAAGGGCUGGCGGUUGUAUAUGGGGUGGCGGAGGAGGGGGAGGGAGAAAAGGUGGAGGAGGCGCCAGCCAGCCCGGGCUUCGACGAUGCGCCUGCUUCGCCCUCGAAUGCUCGCCACCAACCCAAUCAGCCACCCCCGCCAUACCUCACCCUCACCCUGAACCAUCCCCGCAAACCCACGUCUUCCGACUCUUACGGCGUUCCCUCUACCACCCGCACCCUGAUCCCCACCACCAGUCCCAACAUGCCCGAGGUUCUGAAAGACUACUAUGAGGAUAUCAAGGAUCAGGAUCAGUGCGAAGGGACGUUCUUCAUGAAGCGGUCAAAGGAGAUGGUGGUGGAGAUGGAGAUGGAGAUGGUGAGGCCGCCGCUGGUGAUGUUGGAUGGGAGGUCGUUGGUUUUGGGGGGAUUUACGCCUUACGAGUAUCAUGUGAUCAACUUUUAA